Molecule: messenger RNA, 2082 nt
Organism: Sparassis crispa
Lineage: Eukaryota; Fungi; Basidiomycota; Agaricomycetes; Polyporales; Sparassidaceae
Product: Acetolactate synthase, mitochondrial
Exons: 5
Coding region: 1-2082 (693 amino acids)
Biological process (GO): L-valine biosynthetic process
Cellular component (GO): acetolactate synthase complex; mitochondrion
Molecular function (GO): thiamine pyrophosphate binding; magnesium ion binding; flavin adenine dinucleotide binding
Source: RefSeq, a predicted model, not a curated record
AUGUCCCUCUCUGCUUCAAGAAUGCAUGCUGCGAAAAGCCCUGCAGUCAUCACCUUCGUUCGCUGCCGUUCGACGGCUGCUAACCUAAAUAAUUCCAUGCUCGAAGCCAAGUCAAGAGUCAGGGAACAUGCAAGAAACAUCAGUCGCACGACUGCGCGUGAGGCUACCGCGACAGCAGCUGUGCGGCCUGAACCUGCUCCGGGUUACCAGCAGGCGCCAUCGAAAAAUAACGUCUCCAUGCCCCCACCUAUACUCGGGCCUCAUCAUGAAGGCCCUUUGGAUCACUCGUUCGUCGGAAUGUCUGGCGGACAGAUCUUCCACGAGAUGAUGGUCAGACAUGGUGUCAAGCAUAUCUUCGGAUACCCCGGGGGCGCCAUUCUCCCCGUGUUUGAUGCCAUCUACAACUCCCCACAGUUCGACUUCAUCCUUCCGCGGCAUGAGCAAGGUGCGGGGCACAUGGCUGAGGGAUAUGCGCGCGUCACUGGAAAGCCUGGAAUUGUCCUCGUUACGUCUGGCCCGGGUGCGACGAACGUCGUGACGCCCAUGCAGGACGCCCUCAGUGAUGGUGUGCCCCUGGUUGUCUUCACAGGUCAGGUGGCAACAUCUGCCAUUGGCUCCGACGCGUUCCAAGAAGCGGACAUCGUGGGCAUCUCGCGGGCGUGCACGAAGUGGAACGUCAUGGUGAAGGACAUCGCGGAGCUCCCACGGCGCAUCAACGAAGCGUUCAAGAUCGCGACCUCUGGUCGACCUGGCCCCGUCCUUGUAGAUCUGCCAAAAGACAUCACUGCGGGUGUCCUGCGCACACCGCUGCCUUACAAGGCGACGACGCCCGGUCGCCCUCUCGGUCUGCCGUCGAAUCCUCUACAGUCUUCGGACAUGCAAACGGACAUCCAACUGAUCAAGCAGGCGGCGGACCUCAUCAACAAUGCGCGACGGCCGAUCAUCUACGCUGGGCACGGCGUGCUCUCAUCGCCUAUGGGUCCCAAGCUGCUGAAGCAGCUGGCCCAGGAGGGCAACAUCCCCGUCACAACGACGCUGCAGGGCCUCGGCGCAUUUGACGAGCUCGACGAGAAGAGCCUGCACAUGCUCGGCAUGCACGGGUCGGCCUACGCUAACCUCGCGAUGCAAGAGGCAGACGUGAUUAUUGCUCUCGGCGCGCGUUUCGACGACCGUGUUACGGGCAAGGUUGAUUUGUUCGCGCCAGCGGCGCGCGCUGCGGCCCUCCAGGGCCGUGGUGGCAUUAUCCACUUCGAGAUCCAGCCGAAGAACAUCAACAAGGUUGUCGACGCAUCCAUCCCCGUCCUCGGCGACGUCGUCGCUAACUUGGCAUCUUUGGUGCCUAUGAUCCGAUCAUCGCCCCGCACGCAUUGGUUCAACGACAUCCGCGAGUGGAAGGCGAAGUAUCCUUUCACCUACCUAAAGAGCAAGCCAGGUGCACUGAUGAAGCCCCAGGAGGCGAUUGAGGAGCUUGACCGUCAGACAGUGCACAUGAAGGACAACGUCGUCAUCACGACGGGUGUUGGACAGCACCAGAUGUGGACCGCGCAACAUUACAGGUGGCGUACACCGCGAUCGAUGAUCACUUCAGGAGGGUUGGGAACGAUGGGUUUCGGUCUGCCGUCUGCUAUCGGUGCGAAGGUUGGCGCGCCGAACAAGACCGUCGUGGACAUCGAUGGCGAUGCAUCAUUCAGCAUGACCGCCAUGGAGCUUGCUACUGCCUCGCAGUACGACAUCGGGGUUAAAGUUAUGGUGCUCAAUAAUAAGUUCCAGGGCAUGGUUCUCCAAUGGCAAGACCUGUUCUACGACGCGCGAUACGCUCAUACCCGUAUGACCAACCCCGACUUUAUCGAGCUCGCGCGGGCGAUGCGCGUGCACGCCAUCCGAUGCCACUCCGCGGAGGAGCUCCCAGAGAAGAUGAAGGAGUUCUUGGAGUACGAUAACUCGAAACCGGUGCUCAUGGAGUGCUUGGUCGAGACAAACGAGCAUGUAUUCCCGAUGGUGCCAGCAGGGAAGGCUCUCCACGAACAGCUCCUGCACCCAACCUUCCGCGCAGCGUACGACGCCCGGAACAAAAAGACGUGA